AUGAAGUCAUUCUUGUUCCUAAUUCCCCUUGUUCACGCUGGAGAAGUCGUCUGGGACGGCUUCUUCAACUCCUCCUUCACUGUCGAUCAGCUAGACAAAUGGUCUUGGUCUAACCCAGUCGGCCCAUACCAGUGGUACAUCCACGGCUCCGAGGCCACUAGCAACUACCUUGAAGUUAGCGCAGACUUCAAGAACCCGGCGGACAAGAGCGAUGAGAAGGGCAUUCGCAUCAGCAUUGUACAACACUCCUCAUAA
Aspergillus pseudotamarii is the source of this 255-nucleotide messenger RNA. RefSeq lists its product as uncharacterized. The record is from RefSeq and is a predicted model, not a curated record. The transcript has 2 exons. NCBI's taxonomy places the organism in Eukaryota, Fungi, Ascomycota, Eurotiomycetes, Eurotiales, Aspergillaceae. Bases 1 to 255 code for a protein of 84 amino acids.